Paramecium sonneborni is the source of this 275-nucleotide messenger RNA. The record is from the annotation of a GenBank genome assembly. NCBI's taxonomy places the organism in Eukaryota, Ciliophora, Oligohymenophorea, Peniculida, Parameciidae.
AUGACAUGGUACUAAAGUUUCAAAUAAAGCCCUUCAUAUGAGCUGCUUAACUCAGUGCCAGCUAUAUAGAAUGGGAAUAAUCUAUAGUUCUUGAUUCAAAAUUAAAAAUAUAACACCGAAGCAGAACAAAAUUAAAAUUGCGUAAUUUUUAACAUAUAUAAUUUUAGGCAAAAUUUAUUUAUUUAGAGCCUUAUACUUUUUUAAAAUUUACGGUGUCAAAUAAAUAUUUGCUAAUUAAAUCGAAAAUUUAUAUUAAUAAAAACCUUGAUGAUUGA